Messenger RNA from Uranotaenia lowii, 1392 nucleotides. Its product is annotated as ornithine decarboxylase-like. The coding region runs from base 78 to 1376 and encodes 432 amino acids. Gene Ontology annotation, cellular component: cytoplasm. The transcript is spliced from 2 exons. Gene Ontology annotation, molecular function: ornithine decarboxylase activity. The record is from RefSeq and is a predicted model, not a curated record. NCBI's taxonomy places the organism in Eukaryota, Metazoa, Arthropoda, Insecta, Diptera, Culicidae.
CCAUUCAAAAGCCACCAGGAGUUGAUCGAAUCGGUCAGUCGUUUGGCGCACGUUUAAUCGAGACAAGUGCAACGGAAAUGUCGGCCGCGGGACAGAAUUUGAGGGCUUUCCACGUUCUGGACAACGACGUUCAGUUGGAGGAUGUGAUUCGGGAUAUUAUGUCAUCGGAAGGGAGCGAGAAUCCGUUUCACCUUCUGGAUUUGGAUGAUUUGGUGCGCAAGCAUUUGAAUUGGUUGAGUCGGAUGCCACGCGUGAGUCCGUUUUAUGCGGUCAAGUGCAACGAUGAUGAAGCCAUUUUGAAGACGUUGGCAACCCUUGGGACUGGAUUCGAUUGUGCCUCGAAGGCCGAACUGGAGCAAAUCCUUAAGCUAGGAGUUGAACCGGAUCGGAUUAUUUUCGCUCAUCCGAUCAAAUCGAGGGAAUCUUUGAUCUACGCCCGGGAAAAUGGAGUCCAGAAAAUGACUUUCGACAAUGAGGAAGAGCUGGAAAAGGUGAAGAAAUACUAUCCGGAAGCCAAACUGGUGCUGAGAAUCCGCCACGAUUCGGAAAAUGUUUUGAUUUGUUUGGGGAAAAAAUUUGGCUGUGACCCUUUCGGUGAUGGACUUGAGUUGAUCCAGAAAGCCAAGGAAAUGGACCUAAAUGUAAUCGGAAUCAGUUUUCACGUGGGUUGUGGAGCUUUGGAUGCUGAAUGCUUCUACAAGGCGAUUGGAAUUGCUCGAUCCCUGUUUGAGUUUGCCAAGGGUGUGGGCUACGAUUUUUCCUUCCUGGAUAUCGGAGGUGGAUUUCCGGGAGACAAGCAAAAGCCUAUCGAUGGCUUUGCUACCGCGAUCAAUCGAGCGCUGAACGAAUAUUUUCCGGAAGAACUCGGAGUUCAUAUCAUUGCGGAACCCGGACGUUACUACGUGGGAUCAGCAGUUUAUGCACUGACUACAAUCCAUGGAAAAAAGCUCAUCAGAGAUCCCACCGAUCGCUCGCAAAUCUCCCACGUUAUGUACUACCUCAAUGACGGAGUUUUUGGAAGCCUCUUCGAUUGGAUCAGCCUUAGAGCCUUGCAGGACGUGGAUCGUGUGGUUCCGGCUCUGGUCGAGGUUAAAUCAACUCAACGAAUUCUCAAAACUACCAUUUGGGGUCCCACCUGCGAUUCGACGGAUAUCAUCUGUGAAAAUGUUGACUUUCCGGAGCAUUUCAUCGGGGAUUUUGUCCUUUUCGAGAAUAUCGGGGCCUACGGAAGCACUCUGUCUACCAGUUUCAACGGGUUUCCGCUGCCCAGUAUAAGAGUUUUCGUUCGGAAGGAUACAUGGAAAACGUUGGCCGAUUUGGACGCGCUUAAAUCGGAAUCGAAAUCUCUUGCUCUGUUGCAAAAACUGUUUCAAUAAAUGGCAAACAAAAUAA